AACAUUUACAAACCAGUUAGCUGUCAAAAGUUCGCAAUGGCUUAUUUACUUUUAACCGCUUUGGCAAUUUUCGCCACUUUCUACUUGGCACAAACAGCUGAGGAUGUCACCGAUGCUCCUCUCAUCAAGAGUAGACUGUCUAACAGUUUGUCUUAUUCACCCAACUACCCGAGUAGUUGCGCGGAGGCGCUGACUGGCUCAGCACAGAGUGGCAUUUAUCAAUUAUAUUUACCCGAGUGGCUGGCACGCCCAUUCUACGUGUAUUGCUUGAAAGAUCCUAACGGUGGUGAUGCCUGGACGGUGAUCCAACGGCGGCAGAGCGAGCUGGUGGAGUUCUAUCGCAAUUGGCAUGAUUAUCAGACCGGUUUUGGUAAUUUAGAUGGCAAUUUCUUUAUCGGCUUGAAUAAGUUGCAUGCAUUGACACAAGUGCGACUACAAGAAUUAUGGAUUGAAUUGAUGGACUAUACGGGCACUACAGUCUAUGCGAAAUACGAAAGCUUUGCUGUGGGCAAUGAAGAGGAGAAGUAUGCCCUGAACAUGCUUGGGAAAUUUUCAGGUACAGCUGGCGAGUCAUUAAAGGGCUUUCAUGAUGGUCAAAAGUUUAGCACCUAUGAUCAGGAUAACGAUGAGUAUAAGGACAAUUGUGCGGAGAUUUGGAAGGGGGCUUGGUGGUACAAGGAUUGCUGGUGGAGUAAUUUAAACGGCAAGUACAACAAUACGCUAUUCUGGAAUGGACGUUAUCCAAAUGCCAUGAAGUAUACGCUAUUAGCGAUAAGACCGAGGAAGUAAACUUGUAUUGAAACAAGUGGAUUUUGUUAUGGAAAGUUCAGAAACUUGUUAUAAUUGUUCAUAUAAAAAUAUAUAAUUUUUGAUAAUGAAGAA
Bactrocera neohumeralis is the source of this 882-nucleotide messenger RNA. Its product is annotated as ficolin-2-like. NCBI's taxonomy places the organism in Eukaryota, Metazoa, Arthropoda, Insecta, Diptera, Tephritidae. Bases 37 to 789 code for a protein of 250 amino acids. The record is from RefSeq and is a predicted model, not a curated record. The transcript has 2 exons.